UACAAUGGAGGGCGAUUCGUUUAUAACAAACAGUAGUGAAUAUCGAUUGCUGGAGGUGUAUUACCAAAAGAGGAGAACGUCAAAAAUAAGACCGGAGCCUCGUGUCUGCAUGCUUUCUGCACAGUCAGCAACAGGUGAUGAGGGUUUCCAAAAUGUGGCUGAAAAACUGACUCAGAUUGUCGACAGCGGGCUCAUUGUUCCAGAUGGGGUUGAAGCAGAUAGCAACGAUGAUAUUGUAGAGAGGCUGGUUGAGUUACUGAAGGAAUCGGGGGACGAGCUUAAUGAGAAGAUUAAGCGGAACCAUGAACUUUUAGAAUACUUGAAGAGUGCUAUAACUUACACGGUGUUUGAAAAGCUAACUACAACUUUCAUCAAGAGUGUGGUGCCGCAGACCACAAGGAACCGUGAGCAGAUAGCCCUGACCUUUGAGAUGACCAGCAGGCUCAGGGCGCUGGAUCUACAACCCAUGAACAGGGUAAUGGGAUUUGGGGCUCAAUACUUACAGCAGCACUUUACUCCCUGGGUUCAGAAGCAUGGUGGCUGGGAGAAAGCAUUUGAAGACGACGAUGAUGAUGAGGAGGAGGAGGUUCAUUGAUGCAAGACAUUGCAUUGAAAAUUUUCAGGUGGUUAACUGUGAAAUUCAUUGAUUUGUAAUAUGAAGACUGAUUAAAUGUUUAUUUUCAUAUUGAUUUAAGUGUAGCAUGUACAAUGGAAAGUCAUUACUUUCCUAUUGUUUGAUAAAUUGUUUACAUGUGUCUAAUAUGGUUGUCAAAUUAAAUAAGCACAGAUUAUAUUAACACAAUGCCAUGCUUUAAACAAGCCGCUCAAAUUUAAUGCUAAAAUAUAAUGCUUUAUUAAAUAAAGUUUGCAACAAAUACAGCACCAGCAGACUUACAAAUACAAUACAGCAUUUAAAUCAGAGCAGUGCUCACAAUUUCUACAUAGAUUUAUUUUUUCUUCAAUACAUGUCAUCUAAUUUUAUUUGCUACAUGCUGCAACAAUCAUUUAAAAAACACUUUUUCAUUUAAGUCUUAAGCACAACAGUACACUUGUUAAAGGAGGCACAAAUAGGCAAUGUUUGAUAACCAGCAAAGACUUGAACAAUACUAAAUAAUCUGUUUUCCUUAAGGAUCUUUGUGAAACAACAGUUGUGUUAAUACAAUUAUGUUAGUAUGAUGUAAUUAAUUGAUUAUGACAGAGUGCCGAAUGAAGAUUUUGGUUGCAGUAUUUGUGUUACACUUUAUUUAGUGUUUAUCCUGAUAAUAAGACAAUAAUAAUAAAUUUAGCCAAGAAAAGCUGUAGCAGCAUUUACUUAAUGUGACUUGUAUUCAGUCAUAUUCUACUGCAAACCAAAGUUGCAGUUAUAACGCAUACCAAGCUUAAUCGUGGAUGAAUUCGAUUGGCUCAGAUGCCGAGGUACGUGUUCAUUUUUCCCAGAGCGUCACAGACGGUGGUGAGGUCGCUGCGUAGAUCUUGCACCACGUUCUCGAUGCUCCUGGUGUCCUUUAGUAAAUCAAUGCUUUGGGUGUACGGAUUGUAGUAGACUGAAAACGGCCUCUUUAUCGAUUUAGCAAAAUCCCUGUUUAGAAGAAAUUAUGUUAGACCAGUAUGUUGUGUCUUUUUUGCAAUCUGUAAGACUUUUUCUUAUUGUCACGUCGGACUGAAUGUACUGUACAUUUACCUCAUUUUCUCCUUUGCCUCUUCAAAACUCUCAGAGACAAAAUAAACAUCUUGAAAAGUUGUAAUGAGA
Molecule: messenger RNA, 1750 nt
Organism: Misgurnus anguillicaudatus (oriental weatherfish)
Lineage: Eukaryota; Metazoa; Chordata; Actinopteri; Cypriniformes; Cobitidae
Product: apoptosis facilitator Bcl-2-like protein 14
Biological process (GO): regulation of extrinsic apoptotic signaling pathway
Source: RefSeq, a predicted model, not a curated record